AGCAAAAUAAAAACAUCGCGGGUGAGAGUGAGGAUCAGAAGUAGACCAAAAGCGAGGGGGAAAGCGAGAGAGGGAUCAUCCACUGCGUUUGGCUGGCAUCAGAUAUUUUUUAUAAUCUGGGAAGAAAUUUUCAGAACAAAAUGAGGGUGGGGAGGGGGUAAAUCAUGAUGUCCUUAAACAGCUCGAGGACUUGUUGACCUCAGAGAGUCCCAGCAGGGAAAAGAAAAAAACACCAGUACUUGGGAAGAUAUUUUUUCCCAUUCUGUGACCUUCAUACACAAGGGCUAGCCUUCAGCAUUGUAUCAGUGACUCAGCACAGGAGAACAUCAUGAUUUCUACUGCUCUCCAUUGGCUUAUUCUGGUGUCAUUCGUCAUCUUAACCAUUAGUGGGAACGUACUGGUAUGUUUGGCCGUGGGCCUCAGCCGCCGACUGUGGCGCAUCGCUAACUGCUUUGUGGUGUCACUGGCGGUGACAGAUCUCCUGUUGGGCCUGCGGGUGCUGCCCUUUUCCGCCACUCUGGAGUUACGUAGUGGCAAGUGGCCCCUCGGAGGCACCAUGUGUAACAUCUAUGUCUCGUUGGAUGUCAUGCUGUGCGCUGCCUCCAUCCUGAGCUUGUUGGCUAUCAGCGUGGACCGAUAUCUCGCCAUCUCAGCACCCCUCAGUUACUCAUCGAGAAUCACACCUCCGAGGGUGACCUUGGCCAUCAUGGCCAUCUGGGCCUUGUCGCUGGCUGUGUCUUUUGUGCCCAUUCACUUAGGAUGGAAUACAGCGGACUACAGAGUGCAGCACUUGGACUGGCCCAUGGGGCAAGACCACAAGGAGGGACGCUAUUGCCAAUUUGAAUGGAAUAACAACUACAUUAUUUUGUAUGUCAUGUGCUCAUUUUACCUUCCUCUGAUGGUUAUGUGUGCAAUGUACCUCUGCAUAUUCAGAGUGGCACGCCAACAGGUGCAACGAAUCCGUGCAGCCACGCCCUCUUUCGCCCGCAUGCCAUCAACGGCUGCCAUAGCAAAAGAGCACAAAGCUACCAUAACACUUGCUGCUGUGCUCGGGGCCUUUGUCAUCUGCUGGUUCCCCUACUUCACCUUCUUCACCCGAACAGGAAUCAAGGAACAGAUGAACCCCCCGACUACACUUCACUCGGUACUGCUGUGGCUGGGCUACUUCAACUCCGUCCUGAAUCCCAUCCUAUAUCCCGCUUUGAAUAGGGACUUUAGAAAGGCCUAUGCAGAGCUGCUAUUCUGCAGGGGAUCAUCACGCAGAAAACUGAAAGUGCACAAAAGAUCAACCCUCUCGAAUGGACUAAGACAUUCCCAAGUGUCUCAUGACACGGUUUAACAAACAGAGAUGAAUAACUUGAAUACACAGAAGUGCAACACACCCAUUGAAAACAACAGCAAAGACAACAGGAAUUAAUUGCUAACUGUAUUUGUUUCCAAAGCAGUCUACUUGGAGACAUGAGCAGUUCAAAGUUUGAUCUCUUCUGGACCCUGUCGGUGAAAGUGAAUGAGUGGCCAACAAGUUGUUUUCAUGUGUGGUAUUCAAGUGCUUGACUUCACAGAGAUCCAAUGAGUAAAGGGGUGAACUGCAGAUCACAAGUAGAUAGGCAUUUAAUGAUUUAUUCACCACCACGUUUAGUAACCGAAUCAUCCAUAUUUGUUCAUAUUUGUCCGCUAGAUGGCAGUAAAAGAGUGUAACCCUGAGUAAAAGAUGUUAUUUGUCUCUUCCACUUUUGAAUGAUGCCUUCAGCAAAACAUUUUAAAAAAUU
Molecule: messenger RNA, 1769 nt
Organism: Syngnathus acus (greater pipefish)
Lineage: Eukaryota; Metazoa; Chordata; Actinopteri; Syngnathiformes; Syngnathidae
Gene: hrh2b
Product: histamine receptor H2b
Exons: 4
Coding region: 329-1339 (336 amino acids)
Biological process (GO): adenylate cyclase-activating adrenergic receptor signaling pathway
Cellular component (GO): membrane
Molecular function (GO): G protein-coupled receptor activity
Source: RefSeq, a predicted model, not a curated record